AUGGGUCGCAGGAAGUCUAAGAGGAAACCAGCACCUAAAAGAAAGGCAAUUGAACCUUUGGACAUACAGUUUAACUGCCCAUUUUGUAACCACGAGAAAUCCUGUGAUGUUAAAAUGGACAAGGGUCGAAACACAGCUCGGAUAACAUGCAGGGUGUGUUUGGAAGAUUUUCAAACGACAAUAAACUUUUUAUCUGAACCUGUGGAUGUUUACAAUGACUGGAUAGAUGCAUGUGAAUCUGCAAAUUGA
Messenger RNA from Brassicogethes aeneus, 249 nucleotides. The record is from the annotation of a GenBank genome assembly. NCBI's taxonomy places the organism in Eukaryota, Metazoa, Arthropoda, Insecta, Coleoptera, Nitidulidae.